GAUUUUCACCAUGAUGACGACUUAUCAACAGGAAAGGCUAGUGUUAAACGGCGGCACCAUGACAAUGCCACCGCCCCCGCCGCAGGAGGAAUCCGAACCGCCCGCCCCCGGCACGGAGGAACCACCCCUGAAGAUCCAGAAAUUAGACAGUGAGUAUUAAAUUUGUUUCCGUGAUAAUAACGUGUACAGCCUCAAGUAUUCGACACCCAUACUAAUGUGCGAUGUCUGCUUGAGAUGUUCCAGAAUUGAGAUCAUCCGGCUCGUAGCCACUGAUGGAGUCAUUGAAAAUGCUGUAACUGUAGCCUGCACGGUUACACGGUAGGACAAACUAAAAGUAAUUAUAAUGGGAUUGAGUAUGAGUUCUUGAACGACAAUGGCAAAAUUCCUUUUAUGGUUUCCCCCUCCGAAAACACAUACUCAUUCUGCAUAAUAAUAUAAUAUACGCAUUGUGGAGAUUGAACCGGUUGUUUUAGACAUAUCUAUUUUCUUUUUGUGUUUCCAGAUACAAUUAGGUGCAUCUUGUUGCGAGUACGUUGUUUCGAUUACUAGAGGCUUGACUUGACCACCAUUUGGAAACUGCGUCCCAGAACUGCGAAAAUGUGAUGACAUCAAAUAUAUUUAUGACUUAGAGCAAGUAGAUGAAGUUAUUACAGGGCCUGGAGCGAGGAGCAACACAAUAGCCGGCAUUUUGGGAGGGGCGCUUCCCAAACUCUCGUCGGAUCAGAGCGAUGCGGUCAGCAAGGCGAAAAAAUACGCGAUGGAACAGAGUAUACGGAUGGUACUUAUGAAACAGACCAUUGCCUACCAACAACAGAAAAAUAAGACCUUCCAGAGACAUCAAGUAUUAGUUUUAAUGUGCAGCAAAUGGCUAGUCAGAGGACUCAGGUCCAGAGGCAGCAGGCUCUCGCCCUUAUGUGCAGAGUGUACGUGGGCAGUAUCAGCUUCGAACUGAAAGAGGACACCAUAAGGCAAUCAUUCCUACCUUUCGGACCGAUAAAGUCGAUCAACAUGUCGUGGGACCCGGUAACGCAGAAGCACAAGGGAUUCGCGUUCGUUGAAUACGAAAUUCCUGAGGCGGCGCAGCUCGCCCUGGAGCAAAUGAACGGCGUCAUGAUAGGGGGUCGAAACAUCAAGGUGGUGGGCAGGCCAAGUAACAUGCCCCAAGCCCAGACAGUCAUUGACGAAAUACAGGAGGAGGCCAAGCAGUACAACAGGAUAUACGUCGCGUCGAUACAUCCAGAUCUUACCGAUGUUGACAUCAAGAGUGUCUUCGAAGCUUUCGGACCCAUAAUCUAUUGCAAACUGGCGCAGGGUUCGUCGGGUCACAAACACAAGGGCUACGGUUUCAUCGAGUACGAGACUGCCCAGGCGGCAAACGAAGCUAUUGCCAGCAUGAACCUCUUCGACUUGGGAGGACAAUACUUGCGCGUGGGUCGGGCCAUCACACCACCCAAUGCCCUCAUGGGCCCAUCAUCUGGUUCGAGCGUGAUGCCGACGGCCGCUGCGGUAGCCGCGGCUGCAGCUACUGCCAAAAUCCAAGCCAUGGACGCGGUGGCCAGUAACGCAGCCGCCCUCGGCUUUUCUAAACUUAGCCAACCGACCACAAUAGCGCCUGUGGCUACGCCUACGGUCGCGAUGCCAGGUCUAGGCAGCGCGGUUGCUGCUUCGGUUCCGGCUACUAUUCCCGCCGUUCCGCCGGCGGGAGGCGGUGCCGUUGUUCCACCACCGGGUAUAGCGAUUCCCCAACUUACCGCCAACAACACAAUACAACCUGCCAUCGUCACACCUAUCGUCACUUCGGUGCAACAAACUGCCGCCAUUCCCCCGCCCACGGUAGUUACUCCGGUGGUACCUAUCGUUAACCCUCAGCAAGAAGCGAUGAAAAGGGCGCAGGAGGCGCAGCUCAAACAGCAAGAAGAACUACAGAAGAAACUGCUGGAUCAAAACGAGCCACAAACGUUACAGCAACAGGAGAAUAUGUCGAUUAAGGGACAGAACGCCAGGCACUUUGUAAUGCAGAAACUCAUGAGGAAAGUGGACUCUAGGGUGGUGAUUCUACGGAAUAUGGUUGGACCGGACGAAGUAGAUGAAACCUUACAAGAAGAAAUCCAGGAGGAGUGCAGCAAAUUUGGAGCAGUGGAACGAGUUAUUAUUUACAACGAAAGGCAGUCCGAAGAUGAUGAUGAUUCAGAAAUUAUUGUUAAAAUAUUCGUCGAAUUCAAUGCAACCAAUGAAGCAGAACAAGCGAGAGAUGCCUUAAACGGAAGGUACUUCGGAGGGAGGAUGGUCCGGGCGUCCCUCUACGAUCAGACGUUAUUCGAUCACAGCGAUUUUUCUGGUUAAUUAGCAGUAGGAGGAGCUGCCGUUUUCUACUAUGUAGGAAUGUCGUAUUAUUAUGUGCUUACGACCUUAGUUCUCGAUUAAGGCAAAUUGUAUAUUUCUGAAUGUUAUUAUGUUAAUUUUAAGUAACUUACCAAUCUGUGACGUUUUUAUUGAUUUGUAAAUAAAUUGUACAAUUCUAACAA
Messenger RNA from Aethina tumida (small hive beetle), 2525 nucleotides. RefSeq names its product poly(U)-binding-splicing factor half pint (gene hfp). Gene Ontology annotation, cellular component: catalytic step 2 spliceosome; precatalytic spliceosome. The record is from RefSeq and is a predicted model, not a curated record. Gene Ontology annotation, molecular function: RNA binding. Gene Ontology annotation, biological process: regulation of alternative mRNA splicing, via spliceosome; alternative mRNA splicing, via spliceosome; mRNA splice site recognition. The transcript has 9 exons. NCBI's taxonomy places the organism in Eukaryota, Metazoa, Arthropoda, Insecta, Coleoptera, Nitidulidae. The coding region runs from base 865 to 2343 and encodes 492 amino acids.